ACGGGCCGGGCGCGCGGGCUGGGGUUUAAGGGCUCUGUUAGACAGCACGAGGUCUGGUCGAUGAAACAGCGUACUGAGAGUGAGAGUGAGAGGAAUUGGGCGCAAUGGCGAUGCAAGGGGUUGGGUGGUCGUCAUGCCUGCCGCUCGAGCGCGAUUGGUCUCUCGUUGCUAUAGGGAGGAAAGGAUUUUCCGGAGGAAAUUUCGCUCGCAGCGCUUGCCAGCGGCGGACGAAUUGUCGUGCUCCUGUGUUCAUAGGGGAUGGACCGCUGAGUGUCGUGAGCUUGAAGCGUUUGGAAUUUGGCAAUAAGGGGUUUGCUUCAGGUCGGUGCAAUUAUUCCAGGGAUUCUAAUGUCGACAUCUCCGAAAGGCAGAAACCGUGGAAGAAGUCAGGUUCAAGGCCGAGCCCAGGUGAAGGCUGGGGAGCCUCGGAAUCCAGUGGAGACCCUCAGCAAGCCGAGAGGGAUGAAAUUUUCGUUCCCGGAAGAGACGUAGCGCCAGUUGUAGAAGGUCCUGGUGAGAGAUUCUUGAGAAAUGCAAUGAGGGUACAGGACGAGAAGAUCCUGAAGAGUAAUUCGGAAACUGAUGAAAGCUUUAGAGAUUCAGCAAAGGCAAACAGGAAGAAAGAAGGGCCGUUGUUGAAAGGUAGUAAGAAGGAUGAAUCUGAGGAGCUGAGUAAGAAAAAGAAGAAGAAGAAGGACAUCCCCGUGGUGAACAAGCUGAAUCACAACCAACCUUCUUGUUAUGGUUGCGGCUCUAUACUCCAAACACGAGAAUCAGAAUCUCCCGGAUACAUUCCACCUCAGACAUUUGAAGUGAAAAAGAAGCAUCAUCAGCUGAAGACUGUACUUUGCGGCAGGUGCAGGCUUCUGAGCCAAGGUCACAUGAUACCGGCAGUGGGGGGACUUGGAGGUUAUGGAGAUGGGAAAGGCUUCGUCCUGGCUGAGGAGUUGCGUUCGCAGUUGUCACAUCUUCGCCACCAAAAGGCCUUGAUAGUGAAACUGGUGGACAUCGUAGAUUUCAAUGGAAGUUUUUUAACACGAGUCCGGGAUCUUGUAGGGGCCAAUCCGAUCAUAUUGGUCCUGACCAAGUGUGAUCUUCUAACCGAAGGAACAGAUAUGGCUGCUGUGAGCGAUUGGCUUCAAGAAGCAACUCUUCGCAAGAAGCUCAAUGUCAUCAGCAUCCAUUUAACCAGCUCCAAGGCCAAGACUGGAAUUUCUCGAGUGGCGGCAGAUAUUACGCGUCAAAGAUUGGGUCGGGAUGUCUACGUUUUGGGAUCAGCUAAUGUUGGGAAGUCAGCUUUCGUCACAGCGUUACUACAGGACAUGUCUAAAAGGGAUCCGGUAGCCGCCGCUGCAUUGCGCCACAAGCCUAUUCAAUCAGCAAUGCCUGGGACUACGCUGGGAGCCAUCGAGUUUGAAGCUUUUUCGGGUGGUGGGAAACUGUUCGAUACUCCCGGAGUUCACCUCCAUCAUCGAAUGGCAGCAGUUGUGGAUCCAAAGGAUGUUGCUCUGUUGGCCCCACGGAGGCGGCUACGAGGGUAUGUCAUUGGACCCAAAGGACCUGAGGAAGAAGCAUUGGAGAUGGAGCCCGAAGAGGACUCUCAUCUUUUUGAUGAAGGAUUUGUUGAUAACUUUCUGAAGGACAAGAUGGGUGCUAAUAAAUGGGCGGAAGAUUCAUUACCGUUAGACAAUGACGAGGAAUGGGACGAACUGGAUGACGGAAUGUGGACAGAGGGUAACCUAUCAGGCACCUCUUUGUUUUGGGGUGGUGUCGUCAGGAUUGAUAUUGUGAAGGCACCAGCGAAUCUCAAACUGACGUUUUUUGGCCCAAGUGCAAUCAGGAUACUGAGGUGCCCGACGGAGGAGGCUGACGUUUAUUAUGAGGAGAAUCUCGGUAGAACUUUAACUCCGCCGACAGCCAGCAAAGUUGAGAGCUGGGGUGGUCUUGGCAAGGUGCAGGACAUAAUCUUCGACUUAAAACAGGGAACAAAACACCCUGCAGGAGAUAUCGCAAUUUCUGGUCUGGGAUGGAUCACCAUAGGAAAUAGCUUUCCUGAUGAAGAAGACGAAAGUGAGGAGAGAGUAGAAGAUGAUGACAAUGAUAGGAGUAAUUUGGAUAUCGUAGACAUAGAUGCAGAAGUAAGUGAAGAUGAUGAUGAGUUGUCGGAGGAUGCGAUUGAGCUGGUCCUUCACACACCCAAGGCAGUAGAAGUAUUUGUAAGGCCCUCCUUACCAUUAGGCAAAUCUGGAAAGAGUUGGUAUGAAUAUGAGGAACUGGAUGAUGAAGAAUUAGCCGCUAGACCUACCGUUCAUUACUAGCCCAUAGAUCCGCGACACAUUCUUUUAUGUUCAAUAGUAUGUCACUUAGAUAGUCAUUUCGUAACAAGAUGUAUAAAAGUUGCCCGGAAUGGAAAUAUUUUGGAGACGAAUAAAAUUUUGCCACAGAAUAUGCAGAUAGGUAUUGCGCACAAUGAUAUGUAACGGUUUCACGGAAAGGGAAGUUUCUUUGUUUCGUAUAGAUUU
This is a messenger RNA of Marchantia polymorpha subsp. ruderalis, 2522 nucleotides long. The record is from the annotation of a GenBank genome assembly. Lineage: Eukaryota; Viridiplantae; Streptophyta; Marchantiopsida; Marchantiales; Marchantiaceae.